AUGUUAUCUCAACCGCAUAUACAGACUGAGCCUGUGAUGUUCAUUUCGCCUGCCGCCUCACCCACAACUUCAUAUUCGGAAUCCGAUUUUGAAAAGAGGUAUCCUGGUUCAGAAAAGUCAAGCCCACUUUCCACCAGCAGUCCGCAAAGUCUACAUACAAAACCAUGGCCUGAACGACCACAAGAACUUAAUAAAACCCAUCGGGAUGAAUGGCGACUCUGGGGACUGAUUGUGAACUGUGUUAUGUUAAUGUUGCCGUUACCGUUCUUCCUUCUCUUCGCCGCCGCGAUCGUUGUGAAUGGUAAUGCUGUAAACGAGCAACAAUCAAAACUCUUGGACUUCGCCGUCAAAGCAGCCACGACACUAUUUCCAAUAUUUUUCGGGGCCAGUACUGGACGAGCAGCUAUCAAAUUUGCGACGUGGAGACUUGAGCAAGGGACUAACCUGGGACAUUUGGAGCAACUGAUGGGAAGCCGUACUAUCUGGAGUACCUUCAAUACUCACUUUCAGCUUCGUUCUUUUAAUGCAAUCGGCGUCGUGCUGAUGAUCAUCUGGUGUUUUGAGCCAAUCGGUGGUCAAUCAGUUCAACAGAUUCUCACCACUGUCGAGGAGGCUACGACGAUUGAUACUAAUGUUGCCUAUAUCAACUCGAGACAGCAGAGCUAUUCCUCGCCGAAAGGACCAUUCCAGAAUCAAUGGUUUCCUGGGUUUUCUGUUUUAUUUGGUUCAGCUUUACUUUCGACGGCUGAUGUUAAGAUGAGCAGUGAAGAUCUUUGGGGAAAUGUCAAGAUCCCGUAUUAUAGUAGCAUCGCCGACACUGGCGCUAGUGCCGAUGCUGAUGGCUGGAUCGAGAUCCCACAGAACUUUACACCCAUAUAUUCUUCUCUAUUUGGUAUUCCAGUAUCAAAUAUUCAGAAUGGAAACACAACUUUCCAUUUGGAAUCAACAUAUUUGGAACUAGCUUGCGGCAAUAUGAGCGUCUCAGCUCAAGGCGCUCCUCCAGCAGCAAGAAGCGAUCUUAUCUCUGAUAUUGGCCCAUUUCUGAGCUUUCAGAACAUAUCGAUCAAUGAUGCAUGGGCAUUAGGUUAUCAGGGACCGGACAUCGCGGUCGUUCAGGACGGAGACAACACUCCAUACAUGUAUCCCAAGUCAUGUCCAGACUGCCUUCCCUUGGACUUUACUUCAAAAACCUUUGAUGCCGGGACCCUUGCCUUUCAGGAAUUUUCAGGGUUCGACCUGACAACUACUGUUCUAUGUACACCAGCUCAGCGAUACGUGGAAUCGGAGAUAGUUUGUGCGAAAUCCCCAGAGCUCCAGUUAUGCAAAGUUACUGCUCAGCGACCAUCGGUUUUACCACAUAUGCCGUCAACCAUCACGCCUUUGAGCUUUCCGUCCGUCGUCAUGGGACUAACUGCACUUCUUCCGAACUCUACACCACAGUACAAUGCUGUGAAUAUGGUUGAGAAUUACAUUUACAACCCGGCUACCCAGGCGACCAUCAUCUCUGGCGAGACGUCUUUCGGCUCCAACGAUGGGGAAACACCACUUAUGAGCGUUACUCCAAAGGAUUUUGGUGAUCGGUUCGGUCAGCUUCUAAACUCAUACAUGUACGCAAGUAUGUGGAAUGCGACACCAUAUCUUCUAGGAGCACCAUUUUCCGGCAUUGAAGCGAAUCGUGUCGGUGGUAACAGCGCAAGCUUUAUUACCGCGGAAUCACGUAUUGAUCUUGCAGCCAUGAUUCAGAAUCAGACAGCAGCAUUCACAGUACCGGCCUCGCUAAGCACAAAUUCGCCCGUAUAUUACGUCUAUUUCUCCUGGCUCUUUGUAUUCUUAGUCGCCUCUUUGGUAAUGCUGGGCGCUUCCAUUGUUGGUGUUGUGUACUCAAGGAAGACUAUCGUGCCAGAUUAUCUGGGAUAUGUGAGCAGUCUGGCGAAGGAAAGUCAGUACAUUCGGAUGCCGGAUGUAGGUGUCAAUAUGGACGGUAUUGACAAGGCGAGGUUGGUGAAGGAUGUCAAGGUUAAGCUUGGGGAUGUUAGUGAACAGCCUGUGACUGGAGAUGGACAGGGAAUGAUUGGGAGGUUGGCAUUUGCUAGGGCUGAGGAUUGCAGGAGUGUGAAGAAAGGGAAGUUGUAUAUUUGA
This is a messenger RNA of Glarea lozoyensis ATCC 20868, 2139 nucleotides long. RefSeq lists its product as uncharacterized. The transcript has 2 exons. The record is from RefSeq and is a predicted model, not a curated record. Lineage: Eukaryota; Fungi; Ascomycota; Leotiomycetes; Helotiales; Helotiaceae. The coding region runs from base 1 to 2139 and encodes 712 amino acids.